AUGCGCUGUUAAUAUUCCGUGGAUUUAACACGGCGUGUUGAACUAAACUCAGGCGAGUUGUUCAAGUGGUGCACUGAAGAAGUUUCACUUGUGGCUCAGUGGGAAGUAACAACGUCGAUCAUUUUCGUGUUAUUUUUAGGUGGAGUGUGCUGUUGUCGCCUCAUCUCACACAGUGUCGUCAGAUGUAAGUCAUAUUUAUCGGAAAUCGUUCAGCCCGACGGAUAUGGAGAGAAGCAGUGACAUAAUGUUCCAGUGAUGAGCUUUGUUGGCAUCAUGUCAGCCCCUCAAGAGGUUCAUGGGAACAAACCGCUGAGUGGAAGGACCUGAGGGGAGAGGACAUCAGACGAGCUUCUCACCAGGAGAGAAUGGAGACAACCAUGUCCUGUGUGUGGAAUUAGAAGAGAUGAUAGCGCCAUCUGAAGCUGAAUAAAGUUCAGUUUGAGCUGAUCAGGUUUGAGGAAGUUGCCACAGCUGCCUGGUGAAUUUAGUGGAUGUUUCAGAGAGGGUUGGAGGUAAGGAGGCUGAGCUCAGUGGCUGCCAAACUGCAGCUAUGGUCGUUGAGGUGAGGUUUCCUCCCUCCUCAUCAGUGACCUCGCCAUUUGUGUCACCAUGCCAGACGGCCCCGCCUUCGUCUUCUACAUCAUCCUGGAGCUGCUGAUUGCCAUGUUCUCCGUGCUGGGCAAUGUGCUCGUCUGCUGGGCUGUGUACCUCAACAGCAACCUGCAGAGCAUCACCAACUUCUUUGUGGUGUCACUGGCGGUGGCCGACAUCGCUGUGGGUGUCCUGGCCAUUCCCUUCUCCAUUGUCAUCAGCACUGGCUUCUGCUCCAACUUCUAUGGAUGCUUGUUCAUUGCCUGCUUUGUGUUGGUCCUCACCCAGAGCUCCAUCUUCAGUCUGCUGGCCAUCGCCAUAGACCGCUACAUUGCAAUCAAGAUACCGCUCAGGUACAACAGCUUGGUGACAGGCCAGCGGGCACAAGGCAUCAUUGCCAUAUGCUGGGUUUUAUCCAUCAUCAUUGGCCUGACGCCCAUGAUGGGCUGGCACAAGCUGUCCAAGAGUGCCAACACCACCUGUUCGCCUGGCCUGGUGAAGUGCCUGUUCGUGGAGGUGGUACUCAUGGAGUAUAUGGUGUACUUUAAUUUUUUUGCCUGUGUACUGAUUCCCCUGCUGCUGAUGCUGGCCAUCUACCUGUGUAUCUUCAUGGCCGCUCGCCACCAGCUCAAGCUGAUCGAGGUGAAAGCGGUUCAUGGCGAGAAGUCACGCUCCACACUGCAGAAAGAGGUCCAGGCUGCCAAGUCUCUGGCUAUCAUUGUUGGGCUGUUUGCAGUCUGCUGGCUGCCUUUACACAUCAUCAAUUGCUUCACCCUCUUCUGCCCUCAGUGUGAACCUCCUCCACCCUGGAUCAUGUAUGUGGCCAUUAUUCUCUCCCAUGCCAACUCUGUGGUCAACCCCUUCAUCUAUGCCUAUCGCAUCCGAGAAUUCCGGCAAACCUUCCGGAAAAUUAUCCGGCGGAACAUCCUUGGCCAGCAGGAGCUGUUUGAAAGUGGCAGCAGUAUGCGCACGUCCACUCACAACAGCAUCAGUGACUCCAUCAGACUCAAAGCAACCACCCUCAGCUUUGACCUUUUCACUGAACACAACAGCAGUAGCUGUGACAGCUCCUGCCACUGCCCUACGCACAUCUCUCCUGUAGGGGGCGGUCUGGUAGCAGUAUCUCACCCCCCUCUUUCUGUUGUGAUCUCCCACUGUCCUCAGAUGGGCUCCUGUCCACUGCAAGCCCCCAGACAGCCUCACACAAAUCAUCAUCUACAGUAUGCGGACCAGCACCACGACUACACUGUACCAGACAUCAUGGAGGAUAAGGACAAGGAGAACCUCGGCUCUGCCCAGGUCACAUCGCUGUUCAACAAGCAGAAGAAAACAAAUUGCUUCAGUGAGCUGGCACACAUGUCCUGAUGCAUGCACAAGAGAAACCAUUCACUAGUAUUCAUUCAGGAGCUUUGCAGUCAAAUGUCAGCCACAACUUUUCAAGUGAUCAGGAUAAGUCCCGAUCCACAAUGGAAAUGGGAAAACGGUAAACAAAUAAUGGACAACAAGUAUCACUGAGGUGACUUAAAUCUUCUUUUCAUGAGAAACUGUCUCCCACUAUUUAAUAACUUUUGAAUUUAAACCAGUCUGAAAGGAUUAAAGCACCGGUAGUGAGCCAAAGAGGUUGUGCUCCACCCACAAGACCACAAGUGGUUUAAAUUGACUGACUGUGACUACUUCUUUCUUUAAGGUGCAGGCACUUCCUUCAUCAAAAAUAGCUCAGCAUUCAUGUCAGUAAAGAAGAGCACUAAAUGCUUUCACUUCAUCUUUGCAAACAGUUCUAUGUUUGCACCUCUCACUCUUUUAGGACAGUAAGAAUGGAAAAGCACUGAUUGUUGCCUUUCCAGGAAGACACUCUUUGUUUAGCUGCAAGUUACAGUAGUGUGUGAAUAAAUUCCAUCCUGCUAUUUCUGGUCUGGAUGGGUCUUUGACUGAAGACAAAAACUCAUUAUUAAAUUAUUGAUACAGGUUUUCAGGGAUAUGGAUGUAGACGCACUCUGAUGGAUUUCACCUCAUAUCACCUUUUUUCUUAUGCAGUAGUGCACCAUCACUUGCACUGUUUUUAUAUUCGCCCCAUCCCAAGGACCUGCAAGGUCAAGCUCAUUUGCAGAAAGGUUUCCACAUGUGGUCUAUUUGUUUAUAUUAAUUCAGCGUCAUGGAAGAUAUUGUCUUCCAAUUUCAUCAUCGCUCCCUGUGGGGCCCAUGCCAAGACGAGCACCAGAUUUGCUCAUGUUUGUGUCAGCAGCAGUGUAGUGUUUCACAUUUUAAAAAACAAAGGCCUCGAAGUUGGUAUUGUAAUGCUGAAAUGUACUUUUUUUUUUGCUUGGUGUGACAGUGUGACUUAACUGUAUGCUUUUAAUGUGAUAUCCAUAUAAAUGCUGACUUCUGAGGUAGUUUGAUGUUUUGAAGAGGAUUGUGAGUAAUUACAAUCAAGGCUUAAAUCAAACUCAAAAAGAAGUUUUUUUUUUGUUUGUUUUUCUUUUAUUUUCUGAUGGGU
This is a messenger RNA of Scatophagus argus, 3085 nucleotides long. It is a transcript of the gene adora2aa, whose product is annotated as adenosine A2a receptor a. The record is from RefSeq and is a predicted model, not a curated record. Gene Ontology annotation, biological process: G protein-coupled adenosine receptor signaling pathway; adenylate cyclase-activating G protein-coupled receptor signaling pathway. Gene Ontology annotation, molecular function: G protein-coupled adenosine receptor activity. Bases 610 to 1956 code for a protein of 448 amino acids. Gene Ontology annotation, cellular component: membrane. The transcript has 3 exons. Lineage: Eukaryota; Metazoa; Chordata; Actinopteri; Scatophagidae.